Messenger RNA from Xyrauchen texanus (razorback sucker), 1869 nucleotides. Its product is annotated as meprin A subunit beta-like. The coding region runs from base 1 to 1869 and encodes 622 amino acids. The record is from RefSeq and is a predicted model, not a curated record. Gene Ontology annotation, molecular function: zinc ion binding; protein binding; metalloendopeptidase activity. Gene Ontology annotation, biological process: proteolysis. Gene Ontology annotation, cellular component: membrane. NCBI's taxonomy places the organism in Eukaryota, Metazoa, Chordata, Actinopteri, Cypriniformes, Catostomidae. The transcript has 11 exons.
AUGGCGUUUCAGAAGGAUGAAAAUAUACGUCUGCUGGCCAUCAAGAUCUGCAAAGCAGUUUUACCUGAAGAUUCAGGGCGACUCUCGGAAACUAUUGACAUCGUACAUCGACUGGGUUUAAAUUUAAGAGAAGGAGACAUUAUGGUGGAUAAGCAAAGAAGCUUUCUUUUGGGGAAACAGUUCCAGUGGGAUAUCCCUGUCCCCUAUGUGCUGGAUAGGAAUCUGAGUAUGGUCAUUAAAGGAGUUAUUAUGAGGGCCUUUGAGCAGUUCCGACUAAAAUCAUGUAUUGAUUUUAAGCCCAGGACAGCAGAAAAAUAUUACAUCUCUGUGGAGAAGCAAGAAGGGUGUUGGUCAUCUAUCGGGCGAGCAGUUUCUUUAGGCCAGACUAUUUCCUUGGAAGAUGGAUGUGCAAAAAAACCUAUUGUUGAGCAUGAGUUUCUCCAUGCACUGGGAUUCACCCAUGAGUUUUCAAGAUAUGACAGAGAUGAUUAUGUCACAAUCGUCUACGAAAACAUAAUGAAAGGGUGUGAAAGCAAUUUCAUUAAAUACACUGAGAACAGGACCAGCACCGGAGGCAUCCCAUAUGACUACACAUCUGUGAUGCAUUAUGAUAAAAAUGCCUUCAGCAAUGGUAAUGGACCCACAAUCCUUACCAAGAUUCCUGAGUUUGAAAAUAUAAUUGGUCAACGCUUCGACAUGAGUGAAUACGACGUGAUUGAACUCAACAAAAUGUAUAAAUGCAAUUCGUCCAUUUCUUUCCUUGACCACUGUAGCUUUGAUAAUGAAACUAUGUGUCAGAUGAGUGUCUGUUCUUUUCCUGAAAAUGGAUGGAAGAGAGUGAGCUCAGUGAGAAGACUCAAUGUGACUGACCACACCUACUUGGGCAAACAGCCAAAAGGUAGCUCUUCCUUCAUGCACUUCAGCACUAAGGCUAGAAAAGACUCUAGCAGAUUGGCAAGUAAAAUAAUGACCCCCAAAAGAGACUGCAAAGCCCAAUGCCUGCAGUUCUACUACUUCCACAGUGGCAAUGAGAAUGACCAACUCAACAUCUGGAUCAGAGAGUACAAGGAUAAAGACAGCAGAGGAACUCUUAGAGCUAUGGAUCAAAUCUCAGAACCCCCUUCUAAUUACUGGCAGCUGCAUCAUGUGCCACUGAAUGCAAAUAAAGCAUUCCAAGUUGAAUUUGAAGCACGUAGAGGAGCUGGAAACUCCAUUGGAGGUUUCUCACUGGAUGAUAUCAAUGUUUCAGAGACUGAGUGCCCCCAGAUAUGGCAAAUAAGGGACUUUGAGAUGCUUUGGAACAACACUAAUCCUGGCAAAUACAUAUACAGUCCAUUGUUUUACUCUAGGGAUGGUUAUCGCUAUCAGAUAUUCUUAGGGCUGUCUGUGAACUGCAUAGGAAUUUAUGUUCGUCUGGUAUCUGGUGCAUUUGACAACCAGCUGCAGUGGCCUUUUUCAUGGAGACAAGUGACCUUCCAGGUGCUUGACCAGAAUCCACAUAUUCAGAAGCGCAUGUCCUAUGAGCAAAGCCUCAUCGCUGACCCAACUGCUUCUUACAGCAGUGAUUGCUGGGGCAAUCCUCAAAAGACUGGAACUCAAACUGUCAUUGGCAAUGAGACUGUAUAUGUGAAUAGUGCAUUGGGCUUUGGAAAGUUAUUGUGCAAAGAUGACUUCACUAAAAGAGAGUUUUUCAAGGGUGGUGACAUCAUAUUACUCUUCAGCAUACAAGAAUACUUUUUCUUAGAUAUCUCAGAGCUACUGCAGAGUAACUCUUUACCCUGCCCAAAAGUGAUAGCGAAGAGCAUCAACAUUUCUCCUGAUGAACGUGCCAAGGACAGAUCAUGUGACACAAGGUCCAUGUCCAUUUAA